Messenger RNA from Trifolium pratense (red clover), 1132 nucleotides. Its product is annotated as 3-isopropylmalate dehydratase small subunit 1-like. The coding region runs from base 112 to 864 and encodes 250 amino acids. The transcript has 2 exons. Gene Ontology annotation, molecular function: hydro-lyase activity. NCBI's taxonomy places the organism in Eukaryota, Viridiplantae, Streptophyta, Magnoliopsida, Fabales, Fabaceae. The record is from RefSeq and is a predicted model, not a curated record.
UUAAGUGCAACUAUAUAAAUGAAAAUUAACGAAAACACAAGCGCCGCAUAAACACGAUCAUUGCGAGAGAAGCAAAACCAGUGAGUGUCUGCUUCUUGUGAACUCAAAACGAUGGCGUUUUUCUCUUCAACUGCAACCGUUCCACAAAACCUCACUUUCGUUUCCUCUAACAAACUCUCAUUCUCUCCUUCUUCCACGACGUCGUUUAACUUCGUUUCAUUUCCCUCAUUUCAAUCCAAGUUCUGCAAAACCAUUACUUCCUCUCCACAAAUCACACGCGCACACGCGCCUCCUACUCCUUCAACCGAAACCACCACCGCCUCAUCCUUCCAUGGUCUCUGCUACGUCGUCGGCGACAACAUCGACACCGAUCAGAUCAUCCCCGCCGAACAUCUCACUCUCGUCCCUUCUAAGCCUGACGAGUACCAGAAGCUUGGUUCAUUUGCCCUAAUCGGACUCCCCGAUUCGUACACCGUACGAUUUGUUGAAUCCGGUGAGACCAAAACGAAAUACUCUAUCAUCAUCGGCGGUGCUAAUUUUGGCUGUGGAUCUUCCCGUGAGCAUGCUCCGGUGGCUUUAGGUGCUUCCGGUGCUGCUGCUGUUGUGGCGGAAUCUUAUGCGCGGAUCUUUUUCCGGAACUCGGUGGCUACUGGUGAGGUGUAUCCUUUGGAGUCGGAGACCAGGUUAUGCGAGGAGUGUCGCACAGGAGAUGUGGUGACAGUUGAGCUCGCGGAGAAUCGUUUGAUUAAUCAUACUACUGGAAAGGAGUAUCAGUUGAAGCCAAUUGGAGAUGCCGGUCCGGUGAUUGAGGCUGGUGGGAUCUUUGCUUAUGCUAGGAAAACUGGCAUGAUUCCUACUCGAUGAGGGAAAGUCAUGUUGGCAUACAGCAGUAAAUGUUUCGGGAGGUUGACUAGAAUUGUUUGCCUGCGUUCACGGAUUCAGUUCAGAUUCUCUCUUCAUGCAGCUUUGGUAAAAAUGAGUAUGAGUAUUGUAACUUAAUUUGGGAUUAGCACUAUGAACUAUUUUAGGAAUAUAAAAUGUUUAAGGCUUCUAUUAAUUAGAAUAUUUGAAACUUUAGAUACAAGUUGUGUUGGUAUAUUUUAUUUAUACUUCUUUACAAGCCUGAUUUCCA